Molecule: messenger RNA, 441 nt
Organism: Necator americanus (New World hookworm)
Lineage: Eukaryota; Metazoa; Nematoda; Chromadorea; Rhabditida; Ancylostomatidae
Exons: 1
Coding region: 1-441 (146 amino acids)
Source: RefSeq, a predicted model, not a curated record
AUGGCAACCGGUGAGAGGCGAUCAAAUCUCAGGUUGCUCAGGACGUCUUUGAUUCUGGACCAAGGUGGCACAUGCACGACUCGCUAUGGAGACUGUCUCAGACUGUGUACUUACAACGUGAGAACAGUGUCCCCACACGCUGGCCUACAUGCCCUUCUCGGAGCUGUAGAGCGUAUCAAAUUUCGAUUGAUUGCUCUGCAGGAGACCAAGUGCAGAAGGAGUGACGUACGACAGAUGAAUGGCGGUACACUCGUCAUUCGUGGAGAAAAGGUUCCGUCGCGAAAUGUAGGGGGUGUUGGUUUUGUUGUGCACCCAUAUGUCGUCCGUCUUAUCGAUUCUCACGAGAUCCUGUCACCUCGUCUGGCCAUUCUUCGCCUCCGCUCUCUGCGCCAAAAAAAUUAUCAGUAUCAUCAACUGCUACUCACCAACAUCAGCAGCUGA